Grammomys surdaster is the source of this 1017-nucleotide messenger RNA. RefSeq names its product melanocortin 5 receptor (gene Mc5r). Lineage: Eukaryota; Metazoa; Chordata; Mammalia; Rodentia; Muridae. Gene Ontology annotation, biological process: G protein-coupled receptor signaling pathway. The record is from RefSeq and is a predicted model, not a curated record. Gene Ontology annotation, cellular component: membrane. The coding region runs from base 35 to 1009 and encodes 324 amino acids. Gene Ontology annotation, molecular function: melanocortin receptor activity. The transcript has a single exon.
UGAAGCCAAGAAGUAGAGGCAUUUUCUUCCAGCAAUGAACUCGUCUCACCUGACUUUAUUGGAUCUUACCCUGAACGCCUCGGAGGACAACAUUUUAGGACCAAAUGUCAAGAACAAGUCUUCAGCUUGUGAAGACGUGGACAUUGCGGUGGAGGUGUUUUUGACUCUGGGUCUCAUCAGCCUCUUAGAGAACAUCCUGGUCAUUGGGGCCAUAGUGAAGAACAAAAACCUGCACUCACCGAUGUACUUCUUUGUGGGCAGCUUAGCAGUGGCCGAUAUGCUAGUGAGCAUGUCCAAUGCCUGGGAGACCAUCACCAUAUACUUGCUAAACAAUAAACACCUGGUGAUAGCCGACACCUUUGUGCGUCACAUCGACAACGUGUUUGACUCCAUGAUCUGCAUUUCUGUCGUGGCCUCCAUGUGCAGUUUGUUGGCCAUCGCGGUGGACAGGUACAUCACCAUCUUCUAUGCCUUGCGCUACCACCAUAUCAUGACAGCGAGGCGCUCGGGGGUGAUCAUCGCCUGCAUCUGGACCUUUUGCAUAAGCUGCGGUAUCGUUUUCAUCAUUUACUAUGAAUCCAAGUACGUCAUCAUUUGCCUCAUCUCCAUGUUCUUCACCAUGCUGUUCUUCAUGGUGUCUCUGUAUAUACACAUGUUCCUCCUGGCCCGGAACCACGUCAAGCGGAUAGCAGCUUCCCCCAGAUACAACUCUGUGAGGCAAAGGACCAGCAUGAAGGGUGCCAUCACCCUCACCAUACUCCUGGGGAUUUUCAUUGUCUGCUGGUCUCCCUUCUUCCUUCACCUUAUCUUAAUGAUCUCGUGCCCUCAGAAUGUCUAUUGCUCUUGCUUUAUGUCUUACUUCAACAUGUACCUUAUACUCAUCAUGUGCAAUUCUGUGAUCGAUCCUCUCAUCUAUGCCCUCCGCAGCCAAGAGAUGCGGAGGACCUUUAAGGAGAUCAUCUGUUGUCACGGAUUCAGGCGAACGUGUGGGCUCUUUGGCGGGUAUUAAACACCAGC